AUGAAUGACAACAAUUACAAUUGGUGGCGCCAAAGCCUCUCACCAACAAUUCAGAUGGAAAACAAUUUACAAAACGACACGGAUGGACUUCAUGUUCUUGGUUACGAAAAUGUAAGUGUUCAUAUGACUACUCGUAACUGGGGCGGAUUAUGUUUAACAAAUAGUAAUAUUACUGCAUUCAUCAAUGGAGAUGUUAGUCGUACAAAUUGGUAUUAUGCAAUUGGUUCCUAUGGAACUGAAAAGAAUAUUCCAGCAUACGGAGCAUAUUUAAAACAGGUUGCUCUUUAUGCGAAAAUUCCUAGCUUGGAUAUGAUUAUAUGCAUAUCGUGUCAAGUUUAUCGGAAUUUGUUCCUAAAUUUUCCUGAAUUUUUGUUUGUUAUUAUAGUAUAA
Messenger RNA from Trichomonas vaginalis G3, 390 nucleotides. RefSeq lists its product as uncharacterized. NCBI's taxonomy places the organism in Eukaryota, Parabasalia, Trichomonadida, Trichomonadidae. The record is from RefSeq and is a predicted model, not a curated record. The transcript has a single exon. Bases 1 to 390 code for a protein of 129 amino acids.